Messenger RNA from Pocillopora meandrina, 5745 nucleotides. NCBI's taxonomy places the organism in Eukaryota, Metazoa, Cnidaria, Anthozoa, Scleractinia, Pocilloporidae. The record is from the annotation of a GenBank genome assembly.
CGCGCGAAACACGCAGUUCGCAACCCAUAGGUGGAGCAUGAUGUCUGUCUUCCGGCCAGGGUUAUUUGAGGGCAAAGUAGCAAUUGUCACUGGCGGUGGUACGGGUAUUGGAAAGGCAAUUGCGAGAGAAUUACUCUACCUUGGCAGUAAGGUUGUUAUUGCCUCUAGAAAUGAGGAAAGACUGAAAAGAACAGCUGAGGAAUUGUGUCGCUAUGUACAACCGUCGAGUACUGGAGAGGUGAAAGUAGUUCCUUGCAAUAUUAGAGACGAAAAACAGGUAACUACCAGUUCUUUGUUUCCAACGGCCGAGCUAUUGAAAUACUACUAAGAUAAUAUUGUUUCCGGGAUUUUCGGGGAGGAUAUGCCUUUCUCUGCAUGUACAGCGCUGUACAUUCUGCCGUGAGGUUCCAAUGCAAGAAUUGGUGUUAUCACAGCCUCCCCAACUGUUCUAUCUGGAGAGGCUAAGGGAGGCGUUUUCUCAAUUGAUGUUUGCUACACAUGUCUAGCUCCGAAGAUCAUUUCGUUCAAAAUUUGUUAUAAAAAGUUCAUAAUCCUUUCUACCCAACUCUAUUUUUUUCUCCAAUGAGAAUAAUUUAGAUGUCAGUACUGACUUCAGACCAGUGUGAGCCACUGGACUCAGGAGCAGGGUUUUCUCUUUACUCUCUUCAUACCCUAAUUAGUAUGUUGAUAGUUCAAGUGGCACACAUCCUUUUCAUCUAAUCUGACACAGUCUUUGCAUCUGUUAAAAUUUGGAUCCAUGUUACAUGAAAUCUUUCUGUGGAACUGUCCUACAACACUUCAGUGAAAGUUAAAAUGAUUUUUGUCAUUUUGUAUUAGAAAAUAUGAUAUUGGUUGAACAAUACCAGUGAGAGUAAAAUCAAACAUAAGUCUUAAACAGUUGAUUUGACAUCCAUACAAUUACAGCCAAAUUAUCAGAAAUCAAUUCCAAUUAUUCUCUGUUUUAUUUGUAACUGAGGUUACGUGGGUGUAAGUUUGAUUAAGCAACCAAUGUGAGGCAACUUUCUCAAGAUUCAUUUUGCCAUUCUUUAGAGUUCUUUUCAAAAACUCUUUUUCCAAAAUGUGAGUUUACAAACUCAGGGUUUGACUUAUCUUUGAUUGUGGUUUACAUGCUAGUGUAUACUGUCUUUGACAAUAUUCAAAACAAAUGUAAACUCUAAUAUUUUAGGUAACAAACUUGAUGGAGGAAACCCUCUCUUCCUAUGGUAAAAUCGACUUCCUUGUCAACAAUGGGGGUGGUCAGUUUAUGUCACCUGUGGCAAACAUGUCUUUGAAGGGUUGGAAAGCUGUGGUUGACACGAACUUGAAUGGGACAUUUCUGUGCUGUAAAGAAGGUAAACACUGUCUUCAAUGAACCAUUGAAGCCACAGAGAGUUCUAUAAAAAUAAGUUUGAAGCCUAACCAUCGAAAAGCCUAAUAAGAAAUUCCUUUAGCAUAGAACAAUUAUUAUUGAAACAGAGAUGGGUAGAGCUGAAAGUAGGGAUGUUCUAGGAGGCUAUGGUAUUACUAUGAUGACCUUAAAUGUUAGGAAAGGAUCACAAUUCAUCUAGAAAUAAUUGCACCUUUUCUUGUAUAGGACUUUGCCUUUCCUCAGUAUGAGUCAAAUUUGCAACAAGUGCUCUAUGUUAACUGUGUAGUUGUUAUGAAAUAACUGAGAAUGUGUCUGUGUUUAGCAUUCAGAUUGUGGAUGUGCAAAAAUGGUGGUUCAAUUGUAAACAUCAUUGUGGACAUGAGCAAGGGUUUCCCAGGACUGGCGUAAGUUGUAAUUUUUUUGUUUUCUUCCUGUAUGAACAGUGCUUGUCUGUCUGUGUAAAAUUUUGACUCUGCUGAGGUUAAAAUAAUGUUUCUUUAGUAAUUUCAAAUAGCUGUAUUUCAGCAAAUUUACACAUAAGUUGCACUUUUUACAAUCGAGAAUUGAUAAGAAUUGAUUUACAAAAACAAAGCACUUAAAAAAAAGCAACUUUUUGUGUCAAAGAAGAGAGGUCAGUCUACUGACUCGCUUUUCUGUAUUGUCAUUACUAUAUUUAAUUUAGACAUAGUGGUGCAGCUCGAGCAGGAGUUCACAACUUGACCAUGAGCCUAGCUGUUGAAUGGAUACGUUUUGGAGUUAGGAUCAACUGUGUGGCACCAGUAUGUUAGUAUUGAUCUGCCUUACCUACAGAACAAACAUUUUUAUACAUGCAGUCAAGCUCAUGUCACUUUGAAAACAAUAUCAAAAAUAAAGAGCACUUAGCUUUCCCUUUGCAAUCAGCAGGGUUGCAGCUUAUCAUAGUGACAAUUCUGUAUUAUUUUUGGACUGUUCAUCAAAGGGUAAAUGUGUUAUGUUCAGUUUGAUCUCUGUCAAUCUGACAAAAUAGUGGUAAUGGGGAGUAAGACUUAGGAUACAAACGUUCAUGAAAGAGUGCUGAUCCUGUUAAGAAUGACCUAUCCACUCUCCAAAAUUAUGCUAUAUCCUGGUGUUUUUACUUGCUAAUUGUGUUUACUGUUGGUAUGGUGAACAAAAGGAUGCACAAGAGAUACACUGUACUGGCAAGAGGUACAUGUAUUCACAGCAUAAAUUAGCAUUUUAUUUCUCUAGGGUGUGGUGUACUCUGACACUGCUGCACAGAACUACCCUGACCCUGAGCUGUUUCAAAGGAUGGCCAAUAUGUUACCAGCCAAAAGAUGUGGAACCACAGCAGAAGUAAGAGCAAUGGUACCCUUUUUUCCCUUCUAAUUGGUUUUGGGCAGUUAUCCCUCUGAAAAAGAACUCACACAGAGUUACUCAUAGAGGUGACUGCUGAAUAGAGGGGAAAAAAAUUUGGAACUUUGACAACCAAUUGCUUAAUACAGGGUGACCACUUAAUAUAAUGCCACUCAGUACAGGUUCAACUUUAUUUUGUCACAAGCAUGGGACAAAUAAAAAAUUUUGAGUCCAGAAUCGAGCCUUAGACUUCUGGAUUCCAAGUUGCAAUGCUCUCCCACAAUCCACAGAGACUACAUAGUGAGCUAAAGGCCAUUACUAGGUUGAUAUGUGACCCCACUCCUGCAUACAUUUAGGACAAGCAAUGUCAAAAGCAUCAUGGGGAUAUAAUUAGAAAGAUUAUCUGAUUUAUUUCAAUCUUAGUGAUAAGGGCUCAGAGUGUAGCUUGAGAUGCUAUGUAUCUUUGCUAAAUAAAACAUGGUUAAAGUCUUACUGUAUAUGGCUACAUCAUGCAUAUGAGCAGAACUCUCUGUUGUUAUUUAGGUAGCUGGAGCUGUCAGCUUUCUCCUCUCCCCAGCAGCAGCUUACAUAACAGGAACUACAAUUGACGUGGAUGGUGCAUCAAGUAAAGUGUUUGUUAGUAACAUACCAACAGCAGGUGAGGCAAUUGCUCAAUGGAAUGGUUUCAUGAGCCCUAUUUCCUUGAAUAAGCAUCCACUCUCAGAUAAGAGCCUUCCCCCUAAUAGGUGCCCACACCCUGGGCCUAGACCAUAAUGUCAUAUGAGCACUCCCCUCAAAUAAGUGGCCCCUUCUCACUUUCUUAAUUAGUAGGGAUACAAGGAAACCUGUUUCUAUUACCACUUUAUUUAUAACUUUUCAAACUUUUUAUAUGGAGGAAUCAUUGCUGGAUAAUAUUAAUUAAGCACCCUCCCUUUUAGCCAAAAUUUUAAAUAAGCACCCAGGCACCUAUUCAAGGUAGUAGUAGUUAGUAGUAGUACCGUAAUGUACUGUGCUGUGGUACAUUAUCUAUGGGUCAUACUGACAGAUCUGCCGUAGAAAAAACAAGUUUCUCCCCCCCCCCCGAGUAUUGAUACACUCCUCCUGUCCAGUCCUUUGUCUUUCUGCUUUUUCUUGUUUUGUUUAUUUGUUUGUCCGUUUAAAAAUACUGGGCAAAUAUCAAAACAACAACUGUUGAUUAUAGUUGAUGCAGCUGUUCAAAUUUACAGACCUUUAAACUUGUUAAGAGAUUUCCACAUGGUUAUGGAAUUUUUUCAAUCUUUUAGCUCCUGUUACAAGUCCUAAAUCAAUCAUUAUGAUUGUCAGUAGAACAAUGCAAAAAAAUUUUCCUUCGCGGAUACUCUUGUGGUGCUGCUGUCAAAAGAAAGAUGUAAUGUACUGGGCAAAAUUUAGUAACAUUAAACCUCCACCCUCAAUUCAAUGCAAUAGCCACACCCCUUUCUUUUUCCCAAUUUAUCUUCGGGAUCGGGGUGGGGGAGGGUUAUUGGAGGGAUUACCCACAUACUUUUUGUUGUUUUUGUUGCAGAUGAGUGCUCUCUGCCAGAAUACACUUGGAAAGAUGAUAGUAUUCCACCUUCAAAGUUGUAAUCUUUUCCUUACUGAAAAAAAUUCAUUCACAGUUUUAGAGUUUGGUUAAGCUACAAAAUUAAGAAAAAAACAUUUUGUAUCAUGUGUAAUUAAACAUGGCAAAAUCUUCUAAUCCGAGAAUCAGUAACAUUACGCAAAAAAGCUACACAGUUUCAUGGAAUUUAUAGGCGGAAGAGUACAGUAAUAUUAAAUGGCAGGGUAGUCCUGAGGUAAAUCCGAGCAUUCUGAUUGGUUCCCACUUGGUCCGUAUCCUGCCAUACGGAUGGUUUUCACGGAGAAGGUCAGAAAGCUGGCAAAUUCAAACUGAACAAGUUUUGUAUGAGUGCCGUGUGAUAGACAACUUACUGACCUCGCUUGCUCGAGCCGCAGUUCGUUUUGUAAGUAGUUAAUAUAUUGGAAAUGAUCUUGAGGUUACAAUUGUUUGAAAAUAGAGUCUAUCGAUCUGAGAAGAAAAGAAAGCAGAAGGUCGCUAACUUAUGACGCUGGCAGCACAGUAGGUCACAUUAAAGUCCACUUUUGUUCCUUGCGUACGUCAAUACCGUGGAUCACACAAAGUUGUCUUUACGGCUACAGGUAUACGCUUCUUUGCAGCAACGCAUUUGUGAUGAAGAAAGUUCUUAAAUUGCGCACAAAUGUGUUUCGUCUUUAGUCGUGGAUUUGCUAAGCUUAUGCAUAAGAAAUAUUGGACUUCGUCAAGGCGUUCGCACGGGAAUUUGGGGAGAGCAUGCAUCAAAAUAAAGAUGGCGGAAUAAUAAAGGAAAGGGCUCUUGUGGGGAUGACGGCUCAAUUCUUUUCCUCGGAAUCACAAAAUCGUCGAGUUCUAGUACAUUUUUUGUUAUAUUCCUAUCAUAACAUGCACAGGAAAUUCACGAGUUUGCAGGUGGCACUUCGAUUAACAGCAACAUAUCGAUUGAAAAUGAAAAUCCCGAAGGGUUGAUAACUACAGUUUAUUUUUAAGGGGGAGAUUAUCCAUCUAAUCACAUUCCCAUCCUACUUCCCAGAGGAUUUAUAUUUUCGAAAGUGACGAAUAACCAGAGAGCAUCGAUGUUGAAAACAGGGCAUUCAAGUGUCGGCUCUCUUUCAUGUUAGAGGGGGUAAAUUUCUAAAGAAACUGUGGUGCUGCGUCGGUGGGAUAGUAAAAUAGGGUAAUUAAGUAUGAUGAACUGAGUUGAUAACGUAAAUUGAGUUUUAAAGCUGACGUUUCGUGCGUUGACCCUUAGUAAUUCUUUCUUUCUUGUUACGUUCAACAUUAUUCCUUUGGGAGUUUAGAGAACACGUUCAAUAAAGCGAUAGCACGUGAUUGGUCGGUUAAUUUAUAACGUAAUUAGCAGAAGACUGAACCUGAAAAUAUAAACAUUCUCAAAUUUGUGACGUCAGUGACCCGCCCAGCGAAUGGGAGACGAUAUCCCUUUCUAGUUUAUAUUAGAGCGAACACAACC